This is a messenger RNA of Coregonus clupeaformis (lake whitefish), 5054 nucleotides long. RefSeq names its product cadherin-related family member 1-like. The record is from RefSeq and is a predicted model, not a curated record. Gene Ontology annotation, biological process: adherens junction organization; cell-cell junction assembly; calcium-dependent cell-cell adhesion. The transcript has 18 exons. Gene Ontology annotation, molecular function: cadherin binding; calcium ion binding. Gene Ontology annotation, cellular component: catenin complex; adherens junction; plasma membrane. The coding region runs from base 131 to 2800 and encodes 889 amino acids. Lineage: Eukaryota; Metazoa; Chordata; Actinopteri; Salmoniformes; Salmonidae.
ACCUCCAGAAGGACACUGACUCCGCUCCGCUCCGCUCAGCCUCAGCUGGACUCCCUCUCCCUGGUCUCUACCCCCUAUCUCCACCCUGCAUGAUCCUGACAAGCCGUCUUCUUCUCCCACCUCCAUCAGGAUGAAGAACCAAAAGAAGAAGAGAGAGUCUAUUUUUCUCUUAGUCUUCCUGGUUACUCUUCCUCCCUCUUUGGGAAGGCAAACGUCGGACUACGCACCCUAUUUCUACGACAACGGACCGAGCAGCACCAAUGGGAAUAUGGCUCUCUUCAGUAUCUCAGAAGACACACCUGUCGGAACACAGGUAUAUACCCUAAAUGGCACUGACCCAGAGGGGGAUGCCGUGUGGUUUGGCCUGACCUUUGAGAAGGGCACCAGAGAAUACCUGAGAGUGGACCCCAAGUCAGGAAACAUAACUCUCAUUCAGGAGCUAGACAGAGAGAAACAAGGUGAAAUCUCAGCUCUUGUUAGCAUAACAGAUGGUCGGAAUAAGGUUGUCGAGACGAUUCGGGUGUUUGUCACCGAUGUCAAUGAUGAGCAACCAGAGUUUCAGAACCUGCCUUUCACCGUAGACGUCCCCGAGGACACUGCAGCUGGAAGCAGCAUUUACAGAGUGCAAGCUGUGGAUAAAGACAUGGGCUCUGGAGGCAGUGUCACCUACUACGUACAGGGCACCCCUACUACCAAGUUCACCAUCGACGGCCACAGUGGGGUCCUGCGGAUCAAACCAGGCGAGACGCUCGACUUUGAGACCACAGCAUUACACUUUGUGACGGUGGUUGCCAAGGAUGGAGGUGGACAGUAUAAAGGCAAGGCUCAGGUGUUGACAUCUACGGCCACCAUAACCAUCAACGUCCUCGACGCCCAAGACACCCCUCCAUCCUUCAUUGGAACUCCUUACUUUGGCUAUGUCUACGAGGUCUCGGUUCCUGGUUCUGAAAUUUCCACUGUGUUUGCCAAAGAUGGAGAUGAAGGAAACCCUAAUCCUAUUCAUUAUUCCAUUACCAAUGGUAGUGAGGGUGCCUUCACCAUCAAUAGCACAAGUGGUUGUAUCAGCCUAACAGCUUAUCCAGUCACGCUGAGGAAUGAAUUAUAUGAAAUCAAAGUCAAGGCCACUGAGCUGGGGCCUAGUGAGGAGCUGUUGGACUACUAUACCAUGACUGUGGUGACUGUUCGAGUGGUGGACCUCAACAACCACCCUCCUACCUUCUACGGAGAGAACGGACCCCAGAGCCAGUUUGAGGUGACCAUGCAUGAGCACCCUUCAGAGGGGGAGAUCCUCAGGGGGCUGAAGAUAACGGUCAACGACUCUGAUCAGGGGGCGAAUGCUAAAUUUAAAUUGAGAUUGGUGGGGCCUGGUCGGGUACUCAGAGUGGUGCCCCAGACGGUCCUCAAUGAAGCACAGGUCACCAUCAUCGUUGAAGACUCUGCUGCCAUCGACUAUGAAAAAGGCAAAUCCUUAACAUACAAGUUACUGGCUGUGGAGAUUGACACCCCUGAGAGGUUCAGUGCGACGGCUGAUAUCGUGAUUCAUCUUUUGGACACCAACGACAACACUCCCAGGUUCACCUCAGAGUAUUACAUAACGCGUAUCCCGGAGAACUCCCCCGGAGGUUCCAACGUUGUGUCUGUCACUGCCAAUGAUCCAGACUCUGGCCUUUGGGGUGAAGUCAAGUACUCCAUCUAUGGAUCUGGAUCUGAUUUGUUUCUCAUCCACCCGUCCUCAGGCAUCAUCUACACCCAGGCCUGGGCCACUCUGGACGCUGAGGUCAAGUCCAAGUACAACUUCUACGUGAAGGCAGAGGACACAGAGGGCAAGUACAGCCUGGCGGAGGUGUUUGUCACUGUCCUGGACGUCAACGACCAUGUUCCAGAGUUCGAUGACAGCCUUGUGGAGAGGACCAUGAUCAUCGGUGCACCUGUUAGGGUAGAGGCAAUAGAUGCCGAUGCAGAGUCGCCCAACAACGUCAUCGAGUAUUCCAUUAUGCAAGCUGAACCUGACAACAUCUUCGACAUCAACGCGGAGACGGGAGAGAUCAAGCUGAAGUCCUACAUCAAGUCCAUGGAGAUAGUGCAGAACAUCACCGAGCAGAAGGACUGCAGGUGGUCUCUGGUGGUCCAGGCCCGGGACAGAGGGUCUCCGUCCUUCAGCACUACCGCCGUGGUCAAGAUCGACAUCACUGAAGCGACUCAACUCAAGGGGCCUAUGGCAGCCUUUUUAUUGCAAAGUAGGGACAACCCAAUGAAGGCUCUAGGCAUGGUCGCUGGUGUCGUUAGCAUAUUGGUAGGGGUCACUGUCUUGAUAUCCACGGCUAUGUUCUUGCGCAACACAAAGUCCAACAGGAUAAUGCCGGCACGUCGCAUCAUCAUCAGACGGAGACCACCAAAGGACCGCAAGCCGUGGACGUUUAACGUACCGUUCAGUGGAGGCGGUGGAAAUGACCUCUUGAACAAGACCGUUGUAGACGACCCGGAAGCAGGGAAUGUCAGCAUCAACCCCAACAAAAACGGCAGACCCCGGUGCUCCAGGUCAAAGCCCAAGCCUCUGCCCCCCAGAGCCCCCUGCCUGCCCCCUCCAUCCUGCCCCCUUCCAUCUUCCAACCCCAGGCCCAGUGAGAGGCCCCGGGCAGCAGUGCCCACCGUCUCUGGGGCCCUGGCUUCCAAGAGCACCAGCAGAGACAGCAACAUCAGCUCUGAGACUACUAGAAUCCCUGUCAGCUCAGCCCUGGUCUCUGAACUCAAAAUGAGGCUGCAGCAGAAAAUCAUCGAGAGUAACUCAAGCUAUUAUUGAACCUGAUAGUUGUGGUGUGCUGGCGCUCUAACCAAUCUUUCAAUAAUUGUCUGGACCACUGAAGGUGCUCAGUCUUAGGAUUGUAAAACUGCAAUUGUAAAGGAAGGUUGAGGACAGCAGCUUAAUUUCCUUCAAAACUGUAUUUGUUUCUAAGCAAGUCCUUUGUCAAAGCAAUGUUGCAACACAGUAUCCUAUUAUUGAACCUAUUGAAUCUAACCAGCUCUACACGUUUUCUUAAAGAUGUUAACAUAAUGUUGGAUCCAUGGGCCUAUGGGCCCUGGUCAAGAAUAGUGGACUAUAUAGGGAAUAGGAUGCCAUUUGAGACGCAAUCUCUGUCAUCCAGCUUUAGAAAUAACUAGAGACAUUUCUGCACUGCCAUCUUGAGAAAUGUAAUGGGAUCCUUGUUAGAUAAGUCUCUGCAUUGCUGCCAUCUUGAGGGAAACAACGUGUUAACAAGAGUGACUGAGGGGGAAAUACUGGACCAUGUCUGAGGAAAAGAUUACUGCAUAUUUCUGUGUUUACAGAACUGUACAUAUGUUCCUGAAAAUUUAUGUUUUAUUUGCUUAAAACCAUGCAAUGUUGUCAAGAAUAGUGCUGAAAUAUAGGAUUAGGAUUGCUGCCAGACAAAUGUAGCCUACUAGGGAUGGGCACAGUUAUUCAAAAGUCAGAACGGCAGUUGGUAUUCAAUUUGCCUACUUGGGAGACUAUUUAUUUUUUAGAUAAAAAAAAUAGGCCUCUUUUUAUUUAUACAAUGAUCUACAUACGCUAAAAAGGAUAGCCAUUACAUUCGACAUUUGUAAUUUCUUUUGUAAUUUUCUCCCUUUUUCUCCCCAAUUCCGUGAUUACGAUCUUGUCUCAUCGCUGCAACUCCCCAAGGGCUCCGGAGAGGCGAAGGUCGAGUCGUGCGUCCUCCGAAACAUGACCAGCCAAACCGCGCUUCUUAACUACAUUCGACAUUUUAAUAAAACAACAGUUUAAUGACAGUUUGUAUGAGUGUGCUCCAUUAAAAAAAGACCCACCGAUAGCCUAGGCCGUACACACGUUCCACAGUGUAGCUUGUUGUUAUUGUCGGUCAAUCAGAGCGGCGCUACAGUCAGAGCCUAAUCAAUGCAAAAUUGAAUUAAAAUUACCGAAUUAAUUUGGCUAAAUGAGGAGUAAGCUACAAUGAUCAACCAUCAGCCUUGCUACUUUAGCUAGCCAGCUGGCUAACUUAGUUGGCUACUGUAGCUAGCUAGCCAGCUGGCUAACUUAGUUGGCUACUAUAGCUAGCCAGCUGGCUAACUUCUUUACAACGAUUUGAUUCAGUAAAGACGGGCACUACCAGAUGACAUGAUAGGAAACCUAUGGCAGCAACACGUUUGUGUAACUAGUGCCACACACCGGCCUCUACUCCUCUCUGCUCGUGUCCCUUCCCCACCGUUCUGCUGAAACAAGCAAGUCUCCAUUGAAGUUUCCAAAACAACUGUUUUCUUUAAAAACACAUAUAUUUCUACUAUCCGGAUAUCUGAAAAAAUACAAUGAUAUUAUUCUAAUAGUGAAACAAUUUCAGAUGCCCAUCCCUAAAAUGUACCCACUUUUAACUGUGCAUCAGAUCGAAGCAGCUAUAUAAGACCGCUAUAAAAUAAGAUAUAUUCUUGACAGGAUAAAUGCCAUUGCUUAAAACAUGAAGUGCUCAUGGACCUGUGUAGUGACAUUCUAAUGGUGUUUGUCAUAUUUUGAAGUAGGGAAGUAGAUGUACUAGGAUUAUGAUGUGCCACUGCCUGCUUUCAAAACAACAAAAGCUCUUGCUUGUUUGAAAUCAGUUACUUUUUUUCCUUCUCUGUUUUCUUGUUUUGCUUAAAUGCUUUUAUAUUUCAAAAGGGUCUGCUUUUAAUUUGGGGGAUUGGUGUUGGAUUACUCACUUAAAUGAAGGGAUCGCUUUGUUGUUUCAGUAAAUAUCAAACUGUAUAAAUGGAGAUGUUGUAAAAAUAAAAUAAAAAAAUAAAGUAUUAGCUAUACAUUUAUUUACUGACACGUGAGUCACUAAUAAUCACUGUUUUUCAAAAUUGUCCAUAAACCUGGUUGGAAUUUUGAAACAUUCAUUUCCACGCUGUGCGAACUACAUGGAAAUUCAUGGGAUACAUAACGAUACAAUAUAUUCUGUAUGUAUAUAUUAUUAUAAUAAUGUAUGUAUGCUGUGUAACACUUGCCUGUCCCUUGAAGUGAAAUCUUUAUUGUCUUUAUUUUAUCAUUUUGAAUAAAUAUAGGAAAAUAA